GGCACACUUUUGCCUUUUCAUGUUUACGCAUUGCUAGUCUUAUUUGUCGAGAAGUAGCACUGGAUUUCAAGUCAUUUUGAGCUUAUAGUUAAUCAACAAAAAGGCUAUAGUCUUGAAAAGUUUUGGCUUAAUUUCCAACUACUUCGAAGUAGUCACUUUGAAGAAAAAAAGUGCCCUGCCUUUUUAGUCUCACUUCGAUGGAGACUUUUCGGCCAAACAUUGGUGCUAUCAUCGAAAUUAUCCCUUGAUCAGGCCUCACAUUUAACACACGUAUACCUUCCAAGUUAGGCUGAAAAAUAGGCCCAGACAGGAAAGUAAAUAGAGAUCGAUAGAAAGCCUUUAGAAAAAGAGGCACUAUCCACGGAAUCUGCCGGCUCCGGAGGCCAAAUAUCCGGCAAUGCGCAAGAUGCAGAUACUCGUGGUGACCCGUGACGGCAGGAAGAGCAUCUACGAGGCCGACCGGUUUGGUACGGUCGGCAACCUGAAGACUCGGAUCGGACGCAACAUGUCCGUGCCGAUGGGCUUCAGCCGGCUGGUGUACAAGGGCCGCAUCCUUUCCAACCAGAGCGUCCUCGAGGACGCCGGCGUGAAGCGUAUGUCGACGCUGGAGCUAUUCUGGCAGCCGCUGGUGUUCACCCCGAAGCAGUUCCGCGAGAAGGAGGGCGACAUGGACAAGCUUGAGCUGAAGCAGCGCGGCACUGGCAGCAACAUUACCGAGAGCUAUGACCAGAUGUUAAAGACCGGGGGCGCUGUGAAGGCCUCCGGCAGUUUUGCAGGCGGCCAGUCGAUGGGCGGCGACGUUCCCAAUCCAUCCUGCAGCGGAUCGGCCAAGUUCGCACUGCCAGCGGUCAUCCGCUCCAGCAGCAAGCUGCAGGAAGUCGAUGAGGAGGAGCUGGAGGAUCUCACCUCCCUGUCCUCCGAUGAACUGGAGUUCCUCGCCGCCUAUCGACGUCCCAAGGCCAAGGAUGAGAUGAAGCCCCAGGACGAGCUGUUGGAUCGUGAGAAAGAGCUGCCCUUCAAGGAUCUUGGCCUGGCGUCCACGGUAUUCCCUUUGGCAGACGCCAAGGGCGUGGAGGUAAAGGAGGAGAAGAAGCCGCCAGCAGUGGAGACUGUCGCCACGACCACCUCGCCCAGCUACAAGAAGAAGAACAAGAAAAACCGCAAGAAGAAGUAGAGCUCUCGUCCUUGCAUAGUCCAUGUGUUGCCAAGCAUCCUCCGUUUUCCAUUUGGCAGCCCGGAAGUCGACGUGUUGAGGUCUAAUCAUGAUAAAGCGUUAUUUGCAAUCGAAUAAAAAUGAAGGAAUCUUCGUUAUAUCCUUA
Drosophila bipectinata is the source of this 1319-nucleotide messenger RNA. RefSeq lists its product as uncharacterized. The record is from RefSeq and is a predicted model, not a curated record. NCBI's taxonomy places the organism in Eukaryota, Metazoa, Arthropoda, Insecta, Diptera, Drosophilidae. Gene Ontology annotation, molecular function: protein binding.